AUGAAGACGGGAGCGCUCCUGUGUUGCUUCACUCUGUGCCUGGUCUUGUCCAGUGUAACUUCCAUCAACAACCUGACUAAAAUACAGGAUCUACAAAACACCCAGUUUGGCAGACAAUAUCCCAGACAUGGCCUCUUGCUCCUGCACUGGUUUGCAAACAAUAUUGAAAUUGAUAAUAACAAUGUUAACCUUUUACAUCAGAACCCAAAUCGAGGAGAUUUUGGCUUUCACCGUUAUAGAAACUAUGAAAUUGAUCAAAAUAGCGGCAGAAGUACCUUCCCACAAUGCCCUUCCCUCAGUACGUACUAUAGUGUCGGCAAUAUUAAUAAUGUAGAAGUGCGAUCCAUGUUUCCUUCUUAUGUCACAAGAGAUUACCACACUUCACCAAACAAUCCACUAAGAAACAUUGACAGACUUGUUAUUAGAGUUCAGAACAACAAUCCACGGAGGGUUGAGGAAGUUUAUAUUACGCAGCACUAUAGAGAUAGAAACCGAGGCAGUGGAUAUGACCCAGAGAACACCUAUAGGGUAAGCACAUCACUCCUGCAGCAAAUUCAAAACCUUGCUAAUCAGGACAACAAUGCGCAACAGCUUAAUAAUCUAUAUAGAAGUGAAAGUGGAUUAUCACCAUUUUUGACAGAGACAGGGUAUGACAGAAAUUAUAGAAUCCUUCAAUUUUCGCUAUCCCAAUUCUGCUCAAAUAGCAAAAGCAAAACUUACCGUUUUCCACGUUCAGUCGACCCAAACCUUCAAUGUGAGACACCCAGAGACAUAAAACUAGAAGUCAAAUCUACAUCAAAGGGCUACGCAAGGAUCUCAUGGAGUGAGAUACCAGAGAGCUUAGUGGAAGAUAACAAGAUUGGUCUUUACAAAGAUGACCGAUUACUGACAGAUUAUUCUCUCAAUGGAAAAACUUUUGGAACCGAAGACACAAGCACUUACUUAAAUUCUGGCCUUCAAGUAAAACUUCUGACUUCUGACAAAAAUGAGGUCAUCUGGACAGGUCCAAAGUUUAAUGAUGCCAAUGGUGUUCUUCCUACUGAUCUCAUAGGUAAUGAUGCCAGUCUGCAGCUUUACACUAUAGAUGGCUAUGCCUGUGCACGUCUCUUCAUUAAGAAGUCCUUUACUGAUUGGGAAAAUGUAUUUUACAACUCUUGGGUGGGAUUCUACAGUAGCGCAAAAGAUGCUAAUAAACAGUAUGGAGAAUACCAAUAUGUUGUUAAGUUUAAGAAAAUCACAAAUCAAGAUUUAUCUGAGAAGUACGACAUCCGUGAAUAUAAGUCAGGUGUGGCAAUUGGUCCUGGAGUGCAGGCUCGAUUCCUGUUAGACAAAGGUUACACAAAUGUUGCAGCUCGCACUAAAGCAUGGGAUGGAGUAAUCAGUCCAGUAUGGACAAAUGAUGAAUUACGGAAAUAGUAACACAAAUAAUAUUAAUCAUAAGUUCAGUUCAAAGAAUAAAAAAGCUAAUUACAAAUCACAAUAUUUGAACAAAUUAUGCAUACAAUUAACUUUUGAUUUUUGCUACAUAAUUAGUACUGUAACUUGGGUGUACUUGAUUUCUUA
Molecule: messenger RNA, 1563 nt
Organism: Astyanax mexicanus (Mexican tetra)
Lineage: Eukaryota; Metazoa; Chordata; Actinopteri; Characiformes; Acestrorhamphidae
Exons: 1
Coding region: 1-1416 (471 amino acids)
Source: RefSeq, a predicted model, not a curated record